Molecule: messenger RNA, 855 nt
Organism: Mollisia scopiformis
Lineage: Eukaryota; Fungi; Ascomycota; Leotiomycetes; Helotiales; Mollisiaceae
Exons: 1
Coding region: 1-855 (284 amino acids)
Source: RefSeq, a predicted model, not a curated record
AUGGGAAACGACAAGAACUCUCGUGGCCGCCCACGCGUACCUAGAGCUGCCGCUAUCUAUGCGCAACAGCGUAAGGAGCGCAAGGCCGCCGAGAAGGCCGGUUCUGCUGCCCAAUCUCCCACUUCCGCGCAAACUCAAAGCCCUGAUGGGUCUGCGAACUCCGACAAGACCGUCACCUCCAUCACAAAGCGCACACCACUCAAGAAUGCCGAUGUCACCAUCAGUGCAACCGGCCUGACGCGCAACGAAGUCAUUGAGUUCACCACGAUGGAAGGUGGCCGUAUCCAAAAUAGAUUGCAAUACCCGUAUCGACUUCCGUACCAAUUCUCGGCUGCAUUCGCCCAAAUGACACUUGCCGAGAAGGAGGAGUUUCUGCAUGAGGGAAAGUGGACCGAGAUCAUCGUUGAUGUCUCUACGUCUGGCAACACGCAGCCAACUGAGACCGUCCUCGACCACCUGGCUCGCCUUGACCCAGAUUACCUUCGCUUAGCCAAGAGAUUAUCAGUCCGAAUCAUCCUACCGAGCCUAGAGGUACUUUCCAGGAGCAGUCCCGAGGGACUCAAAGGUUUCCCCGGCUAUCAUCUGGCUUACAACGUCGUCCCGGAGAUCAACAGAUUCACAUCCCUCGAGGCAAUCCAAGUUAGCUUGGAAGUUCCUGAUGCUGUCACCGUUUGCUUGGAUGAGCACCAACUCGUCUUCGUUAUCCCUUUCAUGGAACUUCGUCUCACUAGUUGGACUUUCUGGCUUAGGAACCCCGGUACGUCCCGUCCGGUAAAAGUUUCCACGAAUGACCACGAAGCCAUGUGUCGCCUCGAUCGAGAGCUCCUCGGUAUUGCAACCCAAGGUGGAAACUGA